This is a messenger RNA of Angiostrongylus costaricensis, 696 nucleotides long. Lineage: Eukaryota; Metazoa; Nematoda; Chromadorea; Rhabditida; Metastrongylidae. The record is from the annotation of a GenBank genome assembly.
AUGAAUCAUGAUGAAAACAGAAACGUCGAAUUCUUCCAGUGCCUAACCUCGGGAGUUUGUGGCAGCGGUGGCGGAUUAUGUGCGCCUCCACCACCACUUCCUUGUCAACCGAACGCUUGUCAGCCUGGGUAUCAGUGCGGACAGUACGGAUGUGCUCGUAAUCGUGCUCGAAGCGCCCUGACAAAAAAGGUGGUGAGUGAAGAUCGGAUGAGUUCCAUGAUUUUCUUAUCGGAUUCUUCUCUCAACUUUUUUCCAAGAAGUAGUAGUAGCAUAUUAGCAAUAAUAGCCGUGAUAAGAAACAAUUCGAGCUUUCAGAAUCCAAAUUUCAUCUUCCGGAAAUGCUGCGAACAGCGAGGGCUUCCUGAUGCCUGUCUCAACAAGUGCAACUUCAACUUCUACACGAAGGACGCGUUGCAAGAGAUGUACUUCAAAAUUGACGGUUGUCCGAUCGAAGCCACAGCUGAUAUGCACUUUUGCGCCGCUCAGGGACGAGACCACACAGAGUGUUGUCACCAAAACGGAGUGGCAACGACACUAGCCGGCAUCAAAUGUUUGACUUUCUGCGAUCAACGGCCGAACAGGAUCAUCAAGUUAGAUUACUCCUACGUUCCAUGCUAUGAACGAUUCGAGCAGAUGAAGCAAUGCUUCUACAAAGAAAUUCGCAACAAAGCACAAGAGCAGUUCGGAUUUACGUGA